GAAGAGGACAUAGAGGGGAUGGAAAGAGGGAGAAAGAGAGAAAGAAAGCGUGCAGCUGGUUUAUACUAUAACUGUUGUUAGUCACCCACUUUCCCUUCGAUUUUAGAGCUUUUGUCUGCAAGUAAUACAUUUUGAAACGGAUUUUUCCCCUCUUUUAUUGCUCCCACGUUUAAUCAGGACCACGGACAGCGCCAGUUUGCGCGCCCCUGGCGCUGCGUCAGGACGCAUUUUCCACUCCUUGAGACAUGACACGCACGGAGACUCUCAGCGCAACGUGACACCCCGAUGAGCCAAAGUGUCUCAAACAACAUCCGCUCCGUCCACUUUCAACGUUUCCAUCCCCACGCUGCUGCCGUGUCUGCGUGUUUGUAAAUGAUCGCCUGAAGCGUCGUUUGGAGGUUUUUACGCACGGACCAAAAACCAAGGAUUGUUUAUUUUUUUAGGGCAUGACUCUGCUGGACGCUCUCCGAAGGAAGAGGUAAUAUGUCGGGAGAACUGACCGACCCUAACGAGGAAGGUUCGGGCGGGACAGUCCGUUCUGUCGCCUCCAACUUGAGCAGCUUCAACAGCACCAACAGCUCUCACGGAGACUUUGGCAGAGCGGAUUUUGUUGGAGAUGGAGCGGCUGUUGUGCGGAUUACAAUUUCUGCCAUUUACUCUCUGGUUUGCGCGCUGGGUCUGGUUGGAAACUUAUUAGUUUUGUACUUAAUGAAGACGAAGCACGUGUGGAGAAAAUCCUCCAUCAACCUUUUCGUAACUUGUUUGGCGCUGACGGACUUCCAGUUCGUCCUGACGCUGCCGUUUUGGGCUGUGGAGAACGCGCUGGACUUCACCUGGCCUUUCGGGAAAGCCAUGUGUAAGAUUGUCUCUUAUGUGACAGCUAUGAACAUGUACGCCAGCGUGUUUUUCCUGACGGCCAUGAGCGUGGCGCGCUACUGCUCCCUGGCCUCUGCGCUGAAGGGCAGGCGGCGGCGGACGCACUGCUGCUCCGCGCGCUGCAUCAGCCUCCUCAUCUGGGUCGCCGCCGUCUCCGCCGCGCUGCCGCACGCCGUUUUUUCCACCACCGCCACGGUUUCCGGGGAGGACCUGUGCCUCGUUAAAUUCCCAGAAGCCAACGGCACCGCGCAGUUCUGGCUGGGACUCUACCACUCCCAAAAAGUGCUGCUGGGUUUCGUGGUGCCCCUGGCAAUCAUCUCAGCCUGCUACCUGCUGCUUUUGCGCUUCAUCACCUCCAAAAACAUAAACACUUCCAGCGCCAAACGGCGCGCCAAAGUCACCAGGUCCGUCACCAUCGUAGUUCUGUCAUUUUUCCUCUGCUGGCUGCCCAAUCAAGCGCUGACAGCCUGGGGCAUCCUCAUCAAACUCAACGUGGUUCCCUUCACGUAUGACUACUACACCAUGCAGGUGUACGUGUUCCCCGUGUCCGUGUGCCUGGCGCACUCCAACAGCUGCUUGAACCCCAUCCUGUACUGCCUGAUGCGGCGGGAGUUCCGGAAAGCGCUGAAAAUUCUCUUCUGGCGCAUGGCGUCUCCGACGCUGACCACCAUCAGACCCAUCACAGCCACCACAAAGCCGGAGAUGGACGAGCAAGGGCAGGUGCUGGUGCCCAUUAACGCGCCAGCCACGCCGCCUGUGGUCUUUUUCCCCCCUGGGGCCGUCAUUUACAACGACAGGCGAGACCCCCAGCAUAACGCAACGUAGUCUGACGGCUUUGGGAGAUUUCUGUGUCUUUGCGCAUUAACCACCGCAGCUUGAAAAGUUUUGUCAAACAGCUUAUCCCCUCUGACUAAUGCUUGCUCUUUAAAAGCAGCAGGAAAUAGGGGUUUAAUGUCCAUUAAACUGUGUCAAAAAUGUAUGUAAAAUGUGUCUAUGGAGAUUCUCAGUCAUCCAGGUCACGUUACCAACCAACAACCUGACGAACAGACGUAUCAAGUGCGUUGAGACUUCUUUUUUCCCCAGAAUGACAUCCAUCACUGAAGUGCCGCAGUUUCCUCAUGCUCCACUGAAUCAAAAUGGAUCAAACGAGCCUCUCAGAAUGGUGCUGAGCACAUUUAAGCGACAGGGAUCUCUGAUGAAGGACGAUUGCUCCAAAACUGAAAAAGAAAAAGACUUGAUGAUGAAAGAGAGCACCAUUUAUGCAUUCUCUGACUGUAACCUGCAAUAAAAGUUAACCCAAAACACAGAUAUGAAAGACUAAGGAGAAAUGGAACCAUUUUUUCGUAGAUUUUUAGUAAGAAUAAAAGCACUUCAAUUAAAUCGCUGAAUGAUAAAUAAAAGAAAGGGAAACAGUUUUCUCAAAAGCUGAAUGAAUCAGAUGCUUUUAGUUUUUUUCAUCAGAGAAAGAAAACUGCAAUUAGCGUUUUAGUGAUGUAUUCUCUUACUCUUAAAAUUAAAAAAAAGAGUGAAAGAUUGAUCGUUUUGCAUUUAGAGGAGAAAAAAUCUGCAUCAUUUAGUCAAACCACAAAACUUAUAUCACUCUUUCUAUUUCCAACUAGAAAAACAAAACAUUUUUUAAGUACAAUAAACAUCAGAGACUGAGCUGCAAAUGUUCAGAGGAUAUGCUUUUCUUCUCUUUUAUGUCUAAAUCUGUCACAUCCAUUAGCCAAGAAGACUUCUAAUGGACCAGAGGCAACUUAAUCACCACAUCCCUGUCAAAUCUGCUGCAUUAACACGGAUCUUUUCAUUUAAAUGACACUAAUAGUCUAUUUAACUGUUCAGAUUUCCUAAAGAGUCCAUGAUUGAUAUAAUCACCAGACUUAAUGCAUUUUGUUUAAAAAAAAAAAAAGACUUUUGAGUCCUGCAGUGCAUCCUUCUGUCAUCACUUGACUUCCUGCUGAGAUGAAACAAUGAGGAAGUCAUGCAAAGAUUCUCACUAUAAUGAAUUGAGAUGAAAAACUCCCAAAAUUAAAAUAAAAACAAUGAAUUAUUUAACUAAAAAGCUGAAAGCAAAAAUACUUUUUUUAAUUUAUAGAUGCAAACAUAAUAAUCCUAUUAGAAAUAAAUGGCUAAUGGUCACAGGACCUGGCUAUUAAACCAGUAAAGUCGAGCGAUCUGUUGUGUGGGUGUCGAAUGUGGAACACACAUCGCUGCAGCACACGGGAUGAUUUAUCUGACGGUUAAAUUCCCCUAUGAGGACAAGAAAAAAAGCAGAAUAAAAAUUAGGAUUAGAAAUUCAGAUGCAACUGCAAGUGUUCCCCCAGAGAGAUGUGCAAAAAUCCUAAUAGUUCUCCCACAGCGCUGGAGAAGAUCCUUUGAUUUGAAAUUGAACUCCGAACAAUGUUUGUUUUUUUUCAAAUCUUUCAGGUUGUAACGCUUCUAAGGAACUCUGUAAGUUGCUGUGGGUGUCUUUGUCAACAUGGAAGUGAUAUGAGUUGACAAAAGUGACACAAAGCUUUGAAAUGUCAGCGUGGCGCUGAUCUUUCUCAGUACGAAGCUCCAAAGCAGACACAGAAAGAGAUGCUCUGUGACGAGGAGCAUUUCUGCUGUCCUAUAGGAAACAUGGGAUGGUGUUCAAACACAGAGAUUACCAAACAUCUUUCUGUUUUGUGGAUAUUUUUAGAAAAACACAACAUGAUUUCUAUUAUUACACACAAUUCUGUUGUGAAUAAAUACAAAGAAACCCUUAAAAUAGCACUUUAAUAGUACUUGAGGACCACUUUCGGCCAAAAAUCUAAAAAUGUUUAAAUUUUUUCAAUGGCUUUGCCCUGUAUUUCCUAAAAUUUUCUUUCUGUUUUUCAUAACUACAAGAAAAAAAAUCAAAAUUAAAAAUAAUUUCUCCUUUUUUUUGUCAAUACAACUUAUCAAUAAAACACAAGCUGCAAAUCAAGGUUAUAAAAUUAAUCGUUAUUGAAGAUGCAAUUUUCAAAACCCCAUACUUUUAUCGAUUAACUUCUCCUAAAGCUACCACGUUGUGCCUUCCCCUCCUUUGCCUCCUAAAAUAAUCAAGAAAACUGAUUAGAAUUACGAUUCAUUGUGACUCUUUCUUCAAGGGAUCCAUUUGUCUCUAUAAGUCAAACGUUUUCUGCUCGUCUCCAUAAAGUAAAGUGUGCUUUCAGUGUGCCUCAGAGGAGGGAUGCUGAAACAAGCAAUCCUUUAUUUUCUUUUACAUCAUGCUAAGUCAUAUAUAAUAAAUGAAGCAGAUGUUUUACUUAGUUUGCCAUUUGCUCAAACCACUUUACAUUCCAGGAAAUCUGUCUGCUUUUGUUCUUUUUUUCUCAAAUGUAUCUUAAUUGAAAUCCUGGUGGACUCUUCCAGGAGACCAAGAGGAAGUGACUAAAUCUGCUGCAAGACAAACCAGCUAGAACAUUUUUUUUUUUUUUUUUUACUUUUUUUCAGUUUAUGAAUUAGAAUGGGAAACAUACCUUGAAUAUGAGGGAAGAAAACCUUCAAAUAUUUAAACAAAAUGCUAUUUUAAAUCAUGUUUGUUUAUUUUUUUUGUUUUUUUUAGAUAAAACUGGGCCAAACCACAAAUGCAGUGUGCAAAAGGAGUAAAUCCAAAUUUCUUCUGGACUUAAAUGCUAAGUAAAUGUCAUGUGCUGCCAUUCAAAUGUGCCUGGUUAAUUGGUUAUCAUCACUUCUCCUCCAGGAAAAGGGACUCUUUUAUUUUCUCCCAUCAAUCUGAGAAGAAAAAUUAAAUUCAUUAUGCAAGAAAGAUUAUUUACAAGUCAAGGACAGUGUCUUUAUUGUGUUCUCACAGUGAUAGAGAAGACACACCUUGACGUCAGAUAAUGUUAAAAUAAAUUGACCUCAUUUUAAAAAAGAUAUCCCGAAAACAACAAGACAUUCAGUAUUCUUCUCAACAAAAAGACAAACAAGUAAGUUUUUUUAAGCAAAAGUUGUGUUUGGUGAAAACAUUUUAAGCACAAGCAACACCUUUUGACAGCUGUCAAGCAUAGUGGUGGAAGCGUCAUGAUUUGGGGUUGCCUUACUGUAGCUGUGUUGGAAAUUGUGAGAAAUCAAGAUUCUUGCAGCUAAAAAAAAAAGAAAAAAAGUAGUGACUGCAAUGAAAAAAUAAACAGAUAUUGAAAAAAAAGGUUAAAUAAGAAAA
Oryzias melastigma (Indian medaka) is the source of this 5047-nucleotide messenger RNA. It is a transcript of the gene rxfp3, whose product is annotated as relaxin family peptide receptor 3. Gene Ontology annotation, biological process: G protein-coupled receptor signaling pathway; immune response. The record is from RefSeq and is a predicted model, not a curated record. Gene Ontology annotation, molecular function: G protein-coupled receptor activity. The coding region runs from base 484 to 1701 and encodes 405 amino acids. NCBI's taxonomy places the organism in Eukaryota, Metazoa, Chordata, Actinopteri, Beloniformes, Adrianichthyidae. The transcript has a single exon. Gene Ontology annotation, cellular component: membrane.